CACUCUGUUGUUUAAGUCUGUAUCACAAAACAGUUCGCAGUGGAAAAAAAUGGCUGUGAAUCCUUACCGUUCCAACGUGUUGCGCUUCUGUUUUCCCCGUUAGGAGACAGUGGACACUUUAUGUCAGCACAAACCGGAUAUGACCGAAAACGACGAAGAAGAAGAACUUCCGUGUUGUUAGCUUAGCCUAGCAGGUCGUGCUGUCCGCGACUUGCCGUGAAGCUUUAGUCAGUUAAUGUGUAAAUGCUGUGGUUUUACAGGCGGUGUUGCAACUUUUUCACGCAGACUGGUGCACAGGCAGUUAAGAGUGACUGGGUUAUUUUAAUCCAAUCAAACUUUUGAAGUUUGUGCUAUGUAGAGCUGCACACCGGCUGUCUUCUCCUUUGUUGUGACAUUUCUGUUGAUUCAAUGGGGAAAAGGAAAGACAUGAUUCACCCCAGGUUUCUCGGUGAAAGUGGCUCUAGUCUGCACAGCGUUCACAAGCGGAAACACAAAAAACACAAGAAGCACAAGAGGAAACAUCACAGCUUUGCCGAGGCCCCUGAGCCUGAGCCUGUCAUAGUCCCUCGACCUCCUUCGCAGCUCCGGCUCAAGAUCAAGCUCGGAGGACAGACGCUGGGGACCAAAAGUGUUCCCACCUUCACCGUCCAUCCUGGUGUGGCUCGUCCUCCAUCACCACUGAUGAUCAUUGAUAAUGAUGUUGAUGAUGAUGACGAUGACGACGACGAAGAUGAUGAUGACGACGAUGAGCCCUCUGUGCCCCUGGAGCAGUAUCGGGCCUGGCUGGAUGAAGACAGUAAUCUGGCCACAUCCCCUAUGCCAGACAUGGAUUCAGACUCCAUGCUGGGCGGGCCCGUGGACGAGGAGGAGAGGUGGCUGGACGCUCUGGAGAAGGGGGAGCUCGACGACAACGGGGAGCUAAAGAAGGAGAUCGACGAGUCUCUGCUUACUGCCAGACAGAAAGCCCUGCUACACAAGCAGCAGAGUCAGCCUCUCCUGGAGCUCCCCAUGGGCUACAAGGAGAAAGAGAUGACUGCAGAGAUGAUGCAGAAGCGGGAGGAGCGCGCCCGAAAGAGACGUCUGCAGGCCGCCAAAAAAGCUGAAGAGAACAAGAACCAGACGAUAGAGAGACUGACAAAAACCAGCAAGGCCAAGAUCAAAAGCAUGAGAGAGAAGAAGUCCAAGCAGAAUCAGUGUCCCAUGGUUCGGUACAGCGACUCUGCACAGGGACUGGCCAUCAGCUUCCCCACAGGGGUCCCUGCUCCGGCCCCGACUUCUCCCUGUCCUCCACCUCCGGCCCCGGUGAGCUGCGGUGUGAGCGGCUGCACCAACCUCAAGAAGUACUCCUGCUCAAAGACCGGAGUUCCUCUCUGCAGCCUCGAGUGUUACAAGAGGAACCUGCUGCUGGUGCAGAGCGCAGCUUGAACCUCCAAACGGGGAUAUCGUGCAGGACGGGGGUUCUUUUUGUAAGACACUGGGAUGUGAUGAUGGUGCAAACAAGUGGUCAUAAAACUUGGUGAAAUUGAUGCACCUUGGACACAAAUACGGUGGGUAUGUUUGGAACUGUGCACAGAAAUCCAUGAUUCCAUGUGCAGUGGGGGGCGACGACGUUUUUUCUUUUAAAUCAUGUCUUCUGUUGUGUUUGUAGCUGUGUCAUAAUCAGUUCAUUGCAGUGAUACUCAACAAUUCAAUUAUGUACAAGAUAAAAAUGAUCAACAUAUGUGAACCAGUAAAUUAAACAUUAUUCAGUAUUUAUAAUUUCUAGAGCAGCUCAUUAUAAAAAAUACUUGUUUCAACUAUUUUGCUAAUAAUGUAAAAAAGAUUUGGCAGAAUACAUCAACAGCAAUUAAAUUUGUCCUGAAACAAAA
This is a messenger RNA of Stegastes partitus (bicolor damselfish), 1868 nucleotides long. It is a transcript of the gene ino80b, whose product is annotated as INO80 complex subunit B. NCBI's taxonomy places the organism in Eukaryota, Metazoa, Chordata, Actinopteri, Pomacentridae. Gene Ontology annotation, biological process: chromatin remodeling. Gene Ontology annotation, cellular component: Ino80 complex. Bases 409 to 1425 code for a protein of 338 amino acids. The transcript is spliced from 6 exons. The record is from RefSeq and is a predicted model, not a curated record.